This is a messenger RNA of Apis florea (little honeybee), 2566 nucleotides long. RefSeq names its product Derlin 2 (gene Der-2). NCBI's taxonomy places the organism in Eukaryota, Metazoa, Arthropoda, Insecta, Hymenoptera, Apidae. The record is from RefSeq and is a predicted model, not a curated record.
AGAUUCACGUUAUUCGAUUAUAACUAAUUUCACGUAUUACGUGUACGAAACUGAACAUAACAAAUUUGUCGUGAUGUGGGUAAUCAUUAAAUUUAGAUAACGCAUAGUAAUGAACAAUAUGUGAUGAUAGAUUAUAGACGUGGAGAAUCUAGAAAAAAAAUUGGUCCUUAGGUGUACAGAAGAUCAUAAUAAUACACCAAUGGCCUAUCAAACUUUCCGGCAGGAGUACAUGCAAAUACCUGUGGUGACACGAGCUUAUACAACAGCUUGUGUCAUCACGACUCUUGCUGUGCAACUAGAUUUGGUAUCUCCAUUUCGGUUGUAUUUUAAUCCCACAUUAAUCAUUGAACAGUAUCAGUUAUGGAGAUUAAUCACUACAUUUUUAUUUCUUGGAAAUAUGGGUUUCAAUUUUCUUUUCAAUAUGAUUUUUACUUAUCGAUAUUGUCGAAUGUUAGAGGAAGGAUCAUUUCGUAGAAGAACAGCUGAUUUUGUAAUGAUGUUCAUUUUUGGAGGUAUAUGUAUGAUUACAUUUGCAUUUUUUGUUAAUUUGUUAUUUCUGGGCCAUGCACUUACAAUUAUGUUGGUUUAUGUUUGGUCCAGAAGAAAUCCAUUUGUUAGAUUAAACUUUUUUGGACUUUUAAAUUUUCAAGCACCAUAUUUACCAUGGGUGCUCCUUGGGUUCUCUGUACUUCUUGGUAAUACAAUUUGGGUAGAUUUAGUUGGGAUGGCUGUGGGACACAUGUAUUAUUUUGCAGAAGAUGUAUUUCCGCGUUUACGAGGAGGUUUUCGUGUUCUUAAAACUCCACAAAUAUUAAAAACUUUAUUUGACGCACAUCCAGAAGAUCCAGAUUAUACUCCACCUCCUGAAGAUCGUCCUGGUGGAUUUAAUUGGGGUCAAGAAGCCAAUAUGCAAUGAUUCUAAAGUCAAGGUUCUGCUUCCAAAUCAUCUCUUACCAAUUGGCAUAUCAAGUAAACUUUUAUAUUGCUACAUACGCAACAUUGUUCCUUAAUUUUUCAAAUUACUAACAAAAAUACCAAAUAUUUGCAGCCUUGAUAUUAUGUAAAAUGUAAUGAGAAACUUAUAACAAAGAUAAGACUUCUAAUUUUUUACAGGGGUUACAAUUUUUCAGAGAAAAAUUUCCGUAUUAAAUGUAAUAGUUGUAUCUAUUUCAAAAUAUAUUAUGCAAAUAAUACAUAUUAAUGAAAACAGUAUUUCUCAGAUAAUCGACUAUUGUGAUACAUUUAUAAUGCUCACGAUUUUCCGAGAAUACGAAAGAGUUUCAUACUCAUAACACAUUUAUUAAAAAUGAAAUAUUUUAAAAUAUAUUCUUCUAUUUAUUAAAAUAGAUUGUAACAAAUAUAUUAUAAUUUUCAAAAUAACUAUAUAGUACAAAAUUAAAAAUACCUUUAAAAUAAAAUUAUAUUUUUUAUUUAUAAGUCUUAAUCUAUGUUUUCUUUUAAAAUUCAUUCUAGUAAAUAUUUUAUUUAUCAUAAGAUUUGUUCAAAUAUUGUUUUCGCAAUUAUAUUGUACACAUAUAAAUUUUUACUACAAUCUUGUGCCUCAUACAAUGUAAAAUUUUAACUAAACAUAGAAAAUUACAAUUUCUACAUUCAUGCUGUAUAACAUUUGGUUAAACAAAAAAAAAAACUCAUAAUAAAAUAUAUAAUACUAUUUUUAAUGUUUGCAGAAGCAUAAAAUUGAAACCCCUGAUUCUAAAAGAUUCUAUUGUAAAAAUCUUACAUAAUCGUAUGAUGUAAAUACUUUUAUUUAUUCUCCUAUUAUAAAUAAUCCCUAAUCUUUUUUAAUUAUAUAAUACAUUUUAUACCAUUUCUAUUAAAGAAUAUAUAAUAUUGUAAAUAAUAGGAUACAUCACAGUUUUUUUAAGGGCAUUUUAAAAAUAAUGUUACAAGAUAUACAGUGUUAUGUAAUUUCAUAAUCAGAGAAGAUUUAAGCAUGAAACCGUAUUUUUUUUCUUUAUAAGUAUGAAUGAAAAAUAUAUUAAUAAAUUAUAAAAUAUUAGACUAUAUAGUUUGUAGAUGAAUGUAUUUUUUUUUCUUUUUUUUAUAGUAAAAUAAUUAUUAUUGCUUAGUUUGAUAUAUCAUGUUAUAUGUUACACUGUGAUGUAUUCAUAUUAUCUAUCAAAUGAUUGCAUUCUAAUAUAAAACAAAUUUGUCAAAUUUAUUGUGACAAAUUGUACGUCGGCAAAAAGCCAAAGUGUUAUAAAGAAUUUCCACUUGAACGAUUAUGUAUGACUUACUAGAUAGUAGUUAAAACUGUGAGAGAUUUUUGAGUGUAAUUUGCAUCUUUUUGGAAAAUCGGCACGAUAUAUAUUGAUAAAAUUGAUGUCAUUAUUGUAAAAUAUAACUUAUAUAAGUUUUUGGUAAUAGUUUUCAUAUAUUCCAAAAAAAACGCAGUUAAUAUACUGAAGACUAACAAUUUUAACUGCAAGAAUUCUGGCAAUGAAAGCCUUGGAAAUUUAACUAGAUAAUAGCUCUUUUGUAAAUAUUAGGUAAAAAUGUUAUUUAUAUGACCAUUACGAUUAAAUAAAAUGGUUCAAUUUAGUUU